Molecule: messenger RNA, 3970 nt
Organism: Cephus cinctus (wheat stem sawfly)
Lineage: Eukaryota; Metazoa; Arthropoda; Insecta; Hymenoptera; Cephidae
Gene: Mct1
Product: monocarboxylate transporter 12
Exons: 9
Coding region: 2184-3917 (577 amino acids)
Biological process (GO): transmembrane transport; monocarboxylic acid transport
Molecular function (GO): monocarboxylic acid transmembrane transporter activity
Source: RefSeq, a predicted model, not a curated record
UCGUAAUUUCACUAGCGACUUCGCUGGCUCGGUGACUCGUGCCGUUCGUAAAUAAAGCAAUCGCGUGGCAGCGUUCGCGGCGAAAAGACGCUCUUUGUUCGUAUUUGUCAAUUCUAUCUCUCCUUCUAUCUCUCUUACUCUCUCUCUCUCGUACUGUCACUCUUAGUCAUGCUAUCCCUUUCUCUCUUCCAUCGUCGUAUACCGCUUCCUGGCGCAGUGUCAUUAUAAUAUUGUAUGUGUAUUUAACGAUAUCGUAUCAAACCGAGUACCAUACAAUGUACCAUAUUCCCUCGUGACAUGGAUACUUAAAUAUUAGUUGUGUAAUUAAAAUCAAGAUUAAAGUCGACGGCUCUCGGUAUCGUUGUGGAAAGACAAAAUUUAAGUUAGCCUCCACUUAAGAGUUACGCGAGUGAAUAAAUAGACGUGUUCUGCAUUGUUUCACAUGUGAAUAUUAUCACAAGAGUAUGUUUGUGUGUUGGGUACUAGUGUAAAACUAAAGAAAGUUUCUCUGCGUUAGAGCGAACAAAGAAAGCCGUAUAAGAGAAGCCCCGCAACAUUGUCUUGUAUCGUAUGCGUUAACGUAGAUGCGGACCAAGUGAUGUAAAGGAAACUAACACUGAUAGAGUUGGUAGCGGCAAUUAUAGAGGAAGGUUAUUUGUACGUGGAGAAAUUCCACAUUGGCAUCUGCUGUCCCUUUGAUUAGGAACAAUUAAUCUCAUCGAUCUCUUUAAUCAUUUGGGACCUCGACGACGUCCUCUUUCUUCAUUUGCGUUCUUGCUGUCUCUCUUCGUUCUGUUAACGUGUCGUUGCCUUUUUAUUAUCAAAGCGCGUCUCGCUCACUCACUCCGGCGUCAACUCUUGCUCAACCAAAUGGCAGAUAUUUUUAGGAUAAGAGUACACGAACGUCGCGCAGCAUUGAUGCAUCCGCGAUACCCCUAGUGGUUGCAAGUGGCGGGAUCGCCGCUAUCUCUGGAGGUUACACGAGGCUGUGGACACACAUGCAGUCCGUCAUUAGUGGCGGGGGAGAAUCUUAAUUAAGAAAGUCAAGGAGUAUAUAGAAAGAAAAAAAGUCAAAACGAAAAAGAAAACUUUUCGGCGUUAUCGGGCGACUGAUGGUGAAACUUUUUGAGGCCGGGUAAUAAUGAUAAAUCAUUGUUUCGCGGUGCUUUGGCCGAUAAGAUUAAAAAAAAUCUGACACGUUGCUGAAGACGAUAAAAUUGUAAAUCAUCUCGAGAAAAUUCUUUACUUUUAUCACUAGUUAUUACAGUGUCAAGUUUUUUAACAGACUGUAUCCGUGAAUGUUGUUGCAUCUUACUGGGCGCGAUGAAGUUUCUUUUCUGUCUGGGUUAAAGCUGUCACUUCCUGUUAGCCAACGCAAAAUUGUGAAAGUCGAUAUAUGAGAUUACACGUCUUUGACUUGUCCUUCCGCAUUCCUUUGAUGUAAUAAAAUUUGUAUAAAUAGUGGGGUAAGAUUACAGUUUAAGAAAGAGCGUUAAAAUCUUUAUGUACAGGGGCGCAGUGCAAUUGAAAUUUGGUAUUGUAAAAUUCUUUAUAAUCGGCUCAGAGCUCGUGUAUAAUUUUCUCUGUAAACGUAUCUGUGCGAUCCCGUUCGUGCGAGUGAAAUCCAAUGAAAGGCCGAUAAUGACGGAAAACGAUAGCAAUGUUUAUAUGUAGCGUAAGCGCAGGGGCGGACAUCGGAUUAGUUGUUGGGACUCGAGCUCUCUGAGUGGAGCAUAAAUAGGCUUCAGUGCUCGAACGCUUUAACAUUGUAUACCGAUAAAGAAGAUAAUACAUAUUUCAAAGAACAGGGUGACUGUUGUUAUAUUCGUAUCUAGAAGUUUCCUCGUCACUUAAUGCUGAAAGUCUUUAGUUCACCGCGUUAACCCGAAGUAGGGUCAAGCUAAAGAUUCUUUGUACAGAAUCGAGCAUUGGAUCAGUUAGGCCAGCAACACAGUAGAGAUUAUUGAAUAUGUAAUAUUAUAAAUUAGACUCUUUUCCCCUUAUCCUCCCAGCUUCCUUUUACUCUUCUGUUCCUGUACUUCCUUCAAGGUCAAUUCUUCUUUGACUACUUCCUCUGCCUUCCAUUGACAACCAGUUUUGAUCCACUGGUCAAGACUGUACCGUGCACACUGCUAAAAAGUUAAGAAAAAGAAGUUUAAAAGAAAAACAAGAGAAGAAGGAAGAUGGCUCACGGUCUCGACCAGAGAACGAGCAAAAAGAAGAAUCACGAGAAGGAGCAAAUCGACGAGCCCAUGGAACCUGUACCGCCGCCUGAUGGUGGCUGGGGCUGGUGGGUUGUCUUUGCUUCCUUCAUGAUCCACAUUGUCACUGAUGGCGUGACUUACUCCUUUGGGGUCUUUUACCUUGAAUUUCUUAAUUACUUUGAUGAAGGUAAAGGAACUACGGCAUGGAUCGCUUCUAUACUUGUUGGUAUCACCUUAUGUUCCGGACCAAUAUCCAGCUCUUUUGUAAAUAAAUAUGGAUGUCGUCCAGUCACUAUAGCUGGAGCUAUCUUAGCAAGCUUUUGUCUAUUUAUCAGUGUCUGGGCACAGAGUGUAUUAAUGCUAUGCUUCUCAAUCGGUAUCGGUACUGGCUUGGGAUUCGGUCUCAUCUACCUACCAGCCAUUGUCAGUGUGACUUGUUACUUUGAGAAAUACCGAUCCUUGGCAACAGGAAUAGCAGUAUGUGGUUCAGGAUUGGGAACUUUUAUCUUUGCACCGCUUUCUGAGUAUCUAAUAGUGACUUAUGGCUGGCGUGGUGCUAUGAUGAUCAUUUCUGCGAUUGUCUUGAACUGUGCCAUUUUUGGAGCACUCUUCAGGCCCCUGGAGCCAGUUAAACCUAAGAAUAUUGCCAUGAAGGAAUUACCCUUGAUAAAAGAAGAGUUUGUCAAGGUCAGUCAGCCAUUGGAAUUGGUUAAAGAAAUAAUGGAGAGGCCACAAAGUACUGGGAAUGUGAAUCAUGCCAAGUACCUUCCGGUUAACACGCAAGACCACGUGUCUAAUAACAUGAGAGUUGCUCUGAGUCAGCCCGUUCUCUAUACGAGGACUUCUAUUGGUCACCAGAUGUCAGAGUCCAUGGCAAGGUCCUUUGGAAGUGGGAUAAUGAGCAGACCUGAUGUUUUCUAUCAAGGGAGUGUCGAAAACCUACGCAAGAGAUCGGCCUCUUUAGCAAAUAGCGAAGAGAAUGUUCGUAUUCAUUACUCCUCAAGGAGUCUACCGAAUGGACCUGUGAAACAGGAUAACUUUGAGUGUCUUCCUUAUGCUGAAGAAACACUCGAUAUACUUCAUGAGAUGUUGGAACUCUCACUUUUAAAAGAUCCUGUAUUUAUACUCUUUACACUAUCCAACUUCUGCACUAGUAUCGGCUUCAAUAUACCCUAUGUUUACCUGGUGGCACAAGCACAACAAAGGCAUAUACCAACAAACGAAGCAAGCUAUCUUCUUGCUGUUAUUGGUAUUGCGAAUACUGUAGGACGUAUUGUUCUUGGUUACCUUUCUGAUAAACCCUGGAUCAAUCGACUUCUGGUUUAUAAUUGUUGUCUCACCAUCUGUGGACUGGCUACUGCUCUUAGCAUAUUCUGCACGACUUUUACUGCGUUUGCAUUUUACUCCACGGUAUAUGGUUUCACCGCGGGUGCCUACGUGGGACUCACUUCAGUUAUUCUAGUCGAUCUCCUAGGAUUAGAUCGUCUUACUAAUGCCUUUGGACUCCUUUUAUUAUUCCAAGGUAUUGCUUCUCUCCUAGGACCACCCAUUGCCGGAUGGCUGUACGACGGUCUCAAAUCGUACGAUCCAGGAUUUUAUGUAGCCGGCUCUAUGAUAGCUAUAAGCGGUCUUAUGCUGUUUUUUAUACCAAUGAUACAAAGGAGGGUACGGCAGAAGGAGGAAAGACUAAAGAAAAUAAAUAUUAUACUGUAGUCUGAAUUAAGUCAGUAUAUAUAUUUUAAUAAAGAAAAUUUUUAUUUCUCGUU